Molecule: messenger RNA, 1632 nt
Organism: Thelazia callipaeda (thelaziosis nematode)
Lineage: Eukaryota; Metazoa; Nematoda; Chromadorea; Rhabditida; Thelaziidae
Source: the annotation of a GenBank genome assembly
AUGUCCGUAACAUCGCUCAAAAUUCUUGUUUGUGGUGAUGUAAAUGGCCAUUUUGAUGCAUUACUGAAACGAGUGAAUAACGUGAAUAAGAAAAGUGGUCCAUUUGAUAUGCUCUUCUGUGUAGGAGAAUUUUUCGGUCCUGACAAAGAAUCAAAUGAACGAGUUAUGUUUGGUGAAGUGGAAAUGCCCAUUUCUACUUAUAUAUUAGGUAUUCUAAGAUUUGUUCCUGCGAAACUAAUAAAAAUCAUGAAAGCAGGACCAUGUUCCCCGUCGACAUCACAGUUUUAUCCAGAAGAUGGCAAAGAAUAUGCAGCCAAUUUAACAUACCUUGGAAAAAGAGGUAUAUUAAAUACAACAGGUGGACUUCAAGUGGCAUAUUUGAGCGGAAUCGAAGGUGCUGGGGAUCUACCUUUUCAAUUCAGUCAAAACGAUGUUGAUGACCUAUUAACCUAUGUCAAGGCGAGCACUGGAUUUCUAGGGCUCGACCUUCUGUUUACGUCAAUGUGGCCAGCUCAGAUUUCCAAGUUUUCAACGAACUGUCCCAAAAUUGAUGUUGAAGGAAGUUCCAUUUUAUCGCAGCUUGCUGCAGGCUUAAAACCUCGUUAUCAUUUCGCUGGAAUGGGGACGCAUUACGAACGGACACCAUAUAGAAAUCAUCGCCUCCUACAGGAAGCUGCUCAGCAUGUCACGCGUUUUAUCGGACUGGCUCCAGUAAAUAACCCAGAUAAAGAUAAAUGGCUCUAUGCAUUUUCUAUAACUCCAAUUCGAAAGUUGUCAAGAACCGAACUCACGCUACAACCAGCUAAUGCCACAGAGUUCCCAUAUAUGGAGAUCUUGGCACAGAUGAUUUUGAAGAAAAGAGAGACUGCUCAACAAAGUACUCCUGACAAGCAACAGUACUUUUUUGAUAUGUCGGUGGAAGUAGACGAUGAAGACGAUCGCGGUGGUAAACGACGAAGAAGAAACGAAAAUUCAGUGCAGCCAAAAAUUCAACAACCUUGCUGGUUUUGUUUAUCAAAUGUGGAUGCAGAGCAGUACUUGGUAAUAUCUGUAUCUAAUGAGUCGUAUUUAGCAAUGCCAAAAGGACCUUUAGUAGAUGACCAUACAAUGAUCUUAUCAAUUGGUCACAUACAGUCGAUCGUUGCUGCUUCGCAAGCAGUUCGAGAUGAUAUCAAAAAGUAUAAGGACACUUUGACCUUGAUUUACAAUAGAUGCAAUAAAGUUCCCGUAUUUUUCGAACGGAAUUAUAAAACACAGCAUCUCCAGCUGCAAGUUGUCCCAGUCCCUAAAUCACGUGCGAAAUCUCUACGAAUUUCAUUCCUGAAUGCUGCCCGAGUGAAGAAUAUUGAGAUGGUAUCUUUGAAGGAAGAUGAGGAGAUUUGGGACGUUGUGAAUGAGGGUAUUCCCUACUUCAUCGUUGAACUUCCAGAUGGUACUCGGCUAUACUCAUCGAAAAUGAGUGGUUUCCCAUUACAGUUUGGACGAGAAGUACUAGCAGGACCUGCACUCUUGGAUUGUGAAGAAAAAAUUGACUGGCAUCAAUGUCAAUUAGAUAAGGACGAACAAACAAAACUAGUUGACCAGCUGAAACUGGCUUUCGAACCUUAUGACUUCACAGCCGAAGAUGAGUAA